GCCUGGGAGCCGAACGGCGCUCGGCCGUAAUACGCUUUCUUCUGAUAGGCCGCUAGCCGCGAAGGCUUGCCUUGGGAUUGCCCAGCGUCAGAGGAACUCCUGGGAGAAGAGGAAAAAAAGGGAAGGAGCGCCGAGCGCGUGCGAGAGAGGCGGGGGCGUGGCCUUACUUCUCCAGGGGGGCAUAAUGCCUCCCAAAAAGGGGAAAAACAACCUCCCAGAUCCUCUUCAAGAAGGAAUAAUAUUGACAGAUACCCAAAAACGGAAAUGGAGGCUGGGUCCUAUGAUUGCUUAUGGAGGUUUUGGCUUGGUCUAUCUAGCUUCCCCUUAUCUUGAUGUUCCUGUAGAAAACAAUGCUGUGUAUGUCAUUAAAGUGGAAUAUCUUGAAAAUGGGCCCUUAUUUUCAGAACUGAAAUUCUACCAACGAGCUGCAAAACAAGAACAUAUCAAAAAGUGGAUGCAGCUGAAACAAUUAACAUUUUUAGGCGUUCCUGUUUUCUUGGGAUCAGGCCAAGUCAAACAUCUUGGUAAAAGUUACAGAUUUAUGGUGAUGGAAAGAUUAGGAGAAGAUGUUCAAACCAUCUUUGAAAGACAAGAGAGAAAAUUUAACAAGGAAACUGUUCUGCAUAUUGGGAUACAGGUGCUAGAUGCCUUGGAAUAUAUUCAUGAAAAUGAAUAUGUGCAUGGGGAUAUUAAAGCAGCAAAUUUACUUUUGGACUACAAAAAUUCACAUGAGGUUUAUCUUGCUGAUUAUGGACUCGCCUACAGAUAUUGUCCCAGUGGGAACCACAAAGAAUAUCAGGAAAAUCCUAAAAGGGGCCAUAAUGGUACAAUGGAAUUUACCAGCAUAGAUGCACACAAGGGAGUAGCACCAUCCCGAAGAGGGGACCUUGAAACCUUGGGCUACUGUAUGUUGCAGUGGAUCUGCGGAAGUCUACCCUGGGAGCGGAAUUUGAAGCAUCCCGAGGCUGUGCAGGCUGCAAAAACAAAGCUUCUUGAUGAACUGCCUGAUUCAGUAACAAGGUGGGCUCCUGCAGGAGAAAACUGCGGUGAAAUAGUCAGAUUUUUAAAAAAUGUCUCUAAUUUAAGAUAUGAUGAAAAACCUGAAUAUGAAAUAUUGAGGAAAAUCCUUUUGAAUGGCCUGGAACAAAAAGGAAUUUGUUACAAGGAGACACUGGAUUUAACCUCUGUUCAAACCUCUCUAAAUGAAUGCACAAUUCACCACAGGAAAGCUCAUUUGCUGAUGCCGACACUGAAGCAAGUUAAAGGACAAGAAAGCCAACUAGAGAACAAGGAGUUUUUUAAUCUUAGAAAAGCCACUGCGCAAAUGAAAAGUAGCCAAAUACAAGAUAAGCCAGAACUGGUUAGAUUGAAUAAGUUUACUCAAGCUUCAAUGGACUAUGUAAAAUCAUUGCCCUGGACAGAUUCCUGCAGUUCUUUCCAGAAUGUUGAAGAAAAUUGUAGAGAAAAUGGAAUCACAUAUUCAGCAGUCCAUCGACCAGAACGUGUUCAAAGUCUGACUAGCUGUUACAUAUGCUGUCCCUCUCAGAUUGGGAUGCAUAGAAAACUGUUUCAGUAUAUUGUGGCCAUUGUUGUACUUGUCGUCUUAAUAAUGCUGUCUCUCUAUUUUCUUUGAUACCUUUCCCAGUAAGUGCUCACGAAAUGCAGUUAUCCAUUUGUAUUCAGAUUUUCUUAGUAGAUAUUUUCAGUGUGAUUUGCUGGAAUAAAUUUGUUUCCAAAGCAAAGUUAUCUUAUGUACAGAUUAAUAUAUAAAUUUGCUUACAAUAUUUUCCAGUAUGUUACAGAUUUUAAACAUUUGAAAUAUACACCAUUCCAAGUUUAAUGCUUUGUAUACUGGGAUGCACUAUAAGCCUAUAAUGAAGUGUCCCAUGAAUUGCAAUUGUAUUAUUUUCAAAUUUAUUUGGAAGCAUUUUUAUUCAUCUUUGCUUACCUUACUACAAUAUGGGCAUUCACCAAAUAUGACAUUAAAACUCUGUCGACUUGAAGGGAGCCCACGUAACCACUGGAGAGUAAAACAAGGUGUUAUUUGCUGCAUUUGAAGAUAGAAGAUAGCUAUGAAAAUGUUGCAAACAGGAUAAGCAUCUCUCCUGUUCAAGGCUUUAAAUCAAGAGUAAAUUCUGAUCCAACAUA
This is a messenger RNA of Pantherophis guttatus, 2148 nucleotides long. RefSeq names its product VRK serine/threonine kinase 2 (gene VRK2). Gene Ontology annotation, biological process: protein phosphorylation. Gene Ontology annotation, molecular function: ATP binding; protein kinase activity. The record is from RefSeq and is a predicted model, not a curated record. Lineage: Eukaryota; Metazoa; Chordata; Lepidosauria; Squamata; Colubridae.